Kalmanozyma brasiliensis GHG001 is the source of this 501-nucleotide messenger RNA. RefSeq lists its product as uncharacterized. Bases 1 to 501 code for a protein of 166 amino acids. Lineage: Eukaryota; Fungi; Basidiomycota; Ustilaginomycetes; Ustilaginales. The record is from RefSeq and is a predicted model, not a curated record. The transcript has a single exon.
AUGCGCAACGAAUCCUCACGGCAGAGCGACGCCCGCUCUCACAACCCCAACCUCAACGUCUACUACUGUCUAUGCGGGGAGUUCGUCCUGGUCUCAGACCGCCCUCUCUCUAGCCUCCCUCUUCGACCGCUCGACAACUCCCGCAUCCUACGCUGUCUCGAUUCCCCGCCAUACUCGAUCACCGGCGCACCGCAAAAGGUGCGCAAGGCGAGGAUCUUCAAGGUCAGCGCUAGUCAGGGUCAAGCCAAGUUCAUCAAGAGGCCCGAUGGGAGCUUGGAGAAGCAGUAUCCGUUUUGCUGCUCAAGAUGCAGUCUCGAGUUGGGGUACGAACAUACGCCGCCACCGUUGAAGAGCGGGGGAAGGUUCACGUUUGUUUUGCCGGGAGCGGUGACCGAGAGGCAGGGUGUACCGCCGACAGACGCGUUCUUGGAGGAUCUACUGGCGCAGGAGGAGCAAGAGGAGAUACCAACAAGCUCGGCAGCUCCAUCCGCAGCCGUCUAA